Messenger RNA from Spodoptera frugiperda (fall armyworm), 1432 nucleotides. RefSeq names its product mucin-5AC. The record is from RefSeq and is a predicted model, not a curated record. Bases 181 to 1356 code for a protein of 391 amino acids. Lineage: Eukaryota; Metazoa; Arthropoda; Insecta; Lepidoptera; Noctuidae. The transcript has 7 exons.
GCGCCGUUCGCCAGCAUCAGUGGCCACCUUACCGCCAGCUGUGACGGGCAGUAACAGUGCCUGCCUCGGCAAACACCCUUUUAACUACAGUGCCAUUAUCAUUACUUAAUUGUGAUUUAUUUAUAAUAAAUGGUUAACAUUAAACUAAUUUACAUGUGCAUCUUAUAAUAUUGCGCCAAAAUGCAUUCGGUCAAUGUUCUCACUUUGGUGGCAGUGCUCACAGUCGGAUACAUAGACUCAGUGGGUGGGCAAUCGUUGGCGUGCCCUGCCGUGCGCACGAGCAGUGGGUGGCUGGACCUAUUCCCGUUGCCAUGCAAGAAGAACUCAGAGUGUCAAGUUAUGGGGAACCAACAUCUGUGCUGUAAGGGCUUUUGUACCAAAGGCAUUAAGGCUUCUGGUGCAAUCCAACAGCAACGAAAGGCCCAGAUAACGAGUAGCACAAGCACAAGUACAAGCACGAGCACUAGUAGCACUACGACCACCACGAGUACAACGACUACUACGACCACUACAUCUGCCCCAAGUACCACCAGCACGACGACAACGACCACCACCACGACCACGCCUCGCCCGACGACCACGACCACAGAAGCGCCUCGGCCGUUCCUGCAACUGUUGCCCAUCCAGCUACCGCAAGCAACGACCCAAGCCAGCGCGCCAGUAAAGACCAGCAAUUCCAUAACUGCUGACGUAACCUAUUCACACAAUUCUGGUUCGGUUUACGGGUAUAACGUGGAUUACUCGAGUACAGGCAAGACGCAGAAACUGGUGUGUCCUAAACCUGGACAAGCACCAGUGGUGCUGUUCCCAAUCCUGUGCGAGAAAAACUCGCAAUGCCGCGCCACCAGCGGACCCGAUCAAGUGUGCUGCGAGGGACGCUGCGUGAAAGGUGUUCCGGCGCCGCGGCCUACCUCGAAACCCAAAUCGCACCAACCAUUAUUGGGUGUUAUUCCAAGAGAAUGCCCAGCCACACCGCUCGGGGAGUUGCUGUUUGAAGUGCAGACUUGCAAGACAGACGCCGACUGCUGGCCGCGAAUCUGCUGUCCGGACGGCACCCGGUCCUACUGCCGCACAGCUAAAGCUAGGCUCGAUCUUGUGCCUGUUGCCAACCAAAUUGAUGGACCGGUGCGGAUGCUCGAGCAAUACUUGCAGUGCACGCCUCCUCCACAAUAUGACCUGUUUCCACAAAAGUGCAGCUCCAGUGUGGACUGCUUCCCCAACCUGUGCUGCGCGGAAGGCGGCAAGAAGCACUGCAGGCCGCCACAACGUAGUCUUAUAGCUUUGCUAGCUGGAGUUGGACAGAGAGUGGGAUCUACUUUAGUCAACUUCAGGCAGUCGCAAAAUCCAAAUAAUUAAAUUGUAAAUUAUUAUUGUGAUAGUAAUUAGUUUUUUAUACUUUUGUACAGUUUUGUAAAAUAAAAUAUUUACUUUA